Messenger RNA from Cuscuta epithymum, 1533 nucleotides. The record is from the annotation of a GenBank genome assembly. NCBI's taxonomy places the organism in Eukaryota, Viridiplantae, Streptophyta, Magnoliopsida, Solanales, Convolvulaceae.
CAAUGUUAGACCAAUUAGUGCAGACCGACAAUUAAGCAUCCCCCACCUACGAACAAUCACCUGAUCCACUUCCUUUCGUCGUCCUCGUUUUGCUACUUCCCUUCCACUUUGGACUCUCCCAAAUAUCCCAAAACCCACACGGAAGGCCAGAGAUAGCAAUACGCCAAUACUCACACUCCACCUGUCCCUGUAGAUAAAAAUCCACAAUUCAUGAAACUUUCAUCGACAAAAUAAUUCAUUUCAUCACGAUUGAGUACGGAUUACUGUUUGUUAAAGUAAACACUCUGUUCUACUCUAUCUAUAAGAUAUAUGCAAGCAAUGAUGCGAUGAGUAUAUGUGCCUUCCAAAGAUGGCUGUAAUGGCGACGAGGAUUACCCGAACGAUGACCCGCAUGGCCCGUAGACCCAAAGCGCGGCCCUUUGGAUUCGGGUUGGCUCAACCCGACUCGUGUGGGAAUUCUGGGCCGUCAUUUUCGACCUCUGCAACGACUAAGGCCGUGGAGGAGUCGCCGGACAAGAUCUUCGGGUUGCUCAAGGAUUACGAGGAUUACCGGCGGGCUAUGUAUGGCGGGCUGACUCAUAAGGCCCUCCUUGUUGAUGUAGCAGGCACUCUCGUUGUGCCCUCUCAGCCCAUGGCUCAGAUAUACAGGCAAAUUGGGGAGAAAUAUGGGGUGGAUUACUCUGAAGAUGAGAUACUAAAUAGAUACAGAAUGGCUUAUGAGCAACCUUGGUGUAGAUCUAGACUCAGAUAUGUGAAUGAUGGGAGGCCAUUCUGGCAGCAUAUAGUCAGUUCGUCUACUGGGUGUUCCAAUUCUCAGUACUUUGAGGAGUUGUAUAACUAUUAUACCACUAACAAGGCUUGGCAUAUAUGUGAUCCUAAUGCAGAGAGGGUAUUUAGGGCUCUUAGAAAUGCAGGGAUAAAGCUAGCUGUUGUUUCAAACUUCGACACACGAUUACGACCUUUGUUGAGGGAUCUAAACUGUGAUCACUGGUUCGAUGCUGUGGCUGUGUCAGCUGAAGUUGAAGCAGAGAAGCCAAAUCCAACAAUAUUCUUAAAAGCUUGUGAAUUUUUAGCAGUAAAUCCCGAGGAUGCCGUUCAUGUAGGAGAUGAUCGUAGAAAUGACAUUUGGGGGGCUAGAGAUGCUGGUUGUGAUGCAUGGCUUUGGGGCAGUGAUGUACACUCCUUCGAAGAGGUUGCCCAAAGAAUAGGAGUUCGAGUUUGAGAGAGUAAUGCUUUCUUUUCAUGGCACAAACUUUUUAAAGUUUUGUUCUAUGAACCCUCGUUGUAAGCCCUUAGCUGGUUCUGUAUAUAUUCGUAGAGGAUUUGGAACAGUACUAUACAUAAGUUGUUCGAAUCCAAUAAUGGCAAUUUCGCAAUUGUUGUAAUGUGUGUGUCAGUUUUUCUAACUUUACAAGGAUGUUUUAAUUAGACUUUUUCAAUCUCAUUUUCGUUAUUAGUCAUUUAAUUGUACCUGUAGAAAUGUCGUGUAACCAAAGUUGUCUGCAAUAAAGAAUUUUCUAAAAAACGUAUCAU